AUUUUCUAUUUGUUAAAUUGUGGUUAAAUAAAUAUUUAAAUAUUUUUUAAAUUUUGGGUGUAUAAAUCUAAAACUUCAACUAAUAAAAACUGAAAUAAGAGAGAGAGUUUAAUACACCAAACUUUAAAAAAAAAUCAGUUUAUAUUUUCCAUGAUUAUAUAAUAACACUUUUACAAAACUAAUAUGCAUACACAUAUAAUAGACAAUAUAAAUUUUAUUUUUAUCCUAAGGAAUAUAAAUAGUAUGUUAACUAAAAACAAUAAUUUCUUCAUCAGCGACAAUAAAUGGCAUGAAAUAAACCAGCACACAUUACUAUAUAAACCGACUCAUCCAACAAGUCCAAAGACACAUAACAAUCUGAAACACAAAACUCCAAAAGAAAAAAAAAUGUCUUCAACUUCAACACUUUUAAUCAAAACAGCCUUCGUUGUACUCAUCUUUGUCUCGUUCACAAUUUCUCCAGCAACUUCAACGGUGCCUGAAGAAUGCGCAAGCGAGUCAGCGAACCCGUGCGUCAACAAAUCUAAAGCUUUGACUCUCAAAAUCAUAGCUAUCGCCACAAUCCUAGUCGCUAGCAUGAUUGGGGUGGGCGCUCCUCUCUUUAGCCGUUCGGUGCCGUUCCUCCGACCCGACGGUGACAUUUUCACAGUUGUCAAGUGCUUCGCCUCCGGGAUCAUCCUCGGAACCGGUUUUAUGCACGUGUUGCCUGAUUCUUUCGACAUGUUGUCAUCACAAUGUCUUGAAGAGAACCCGUGGCACAAGUUUCCCUUCACGGGGUUUCUCGCUAUGCUGUCUGGUCUAAUCACUCUAGCCAUCGAUUCCAUGGCUACGAGCCUCUAUACUAGCAAGAACGCCGUUGGGAUCAUACCCCAUGGUCAUGGUCACGGCCCGGCAAAUAAUGUUACCUUACCAACAAAAGAUGAUGAUUCCACGAAUGCACAACUCUUGCGAUACCGAGUCAUUGCUAUGGUCUUGGAGCUUGGAAUCAUAGUUCACUCUGUGGUCAUUGGACUGUCUCUAGGAGCAAUUAAUGAUACUUGCACCGUAAAAGGACUCAUCGCAGCUCUUUGCUUCCAUCAAAUGUUUGAAGGCAUGGGACUUGGAGGUUGCAUUCUCCAGGCUGAGUAUACGAACUUGAAAAAGUUUGUUAUGGCGUUCUUUUUCGCGGUGACAACUCCAUUCGGUAUAGCGUUAGGAAUCGCUCUAUCAACAGUUUACAGAGAAAACAAUCCCAAUGCUUUGAUAACUGUUUGACUUCUCAAUGCAUGCUCGGCCGGAUUGCUCAUCUACAUGGCACUCGUUGACCUUCUAGCUGCAGAGUUCAUGGGGCCAAAGCUUCAAGGCAGCAUCAAAAUGCAGUUCAAAUGUUUAGCUGCGGCUCUUCUCGGGUGUGGUGGAAUGUCGAUUCUCGCCAAAUGGGCCUAA
Brassica napus (rape) is the source of this 1425-nucleotide messenger RNA. RefSeq names its product fe(2+) transport protein 1-like. The coding region runs from base 184 to 1254 and encodes 356 amino acids. Gene Ontology annotation, biological process: zinc ion transmembrane transport. The record is from RefSeq and is a predicted model, not a curated record. Gene Ontology annotation, molecular function: zinc ion transmembrane transporter activity. Lineage: Eukaryota; Viridiplantae; Streptophyta; Magnoliopsida; Brassicales; Brassicaceae. The transcript is spliced from 3 exons. Gene Ontology annotation, cellular component: plasma membrane.